This is a messenger RNA of Eruca vesicaria subsp. sativa (arugula), 1603 nucleotides long. NCBI's taxonomy places the organism in Eukaryota, Viridiplantae, Streptophyta, Magnoliopsida, Brassicales, Brassicaceae. The record is from the annotation of a GenBank genome assembly.
CACCUUUUCUUUUUUAUUUAUUUUCUUUCCUUUCCUUUUUUUUUUUUCUUUCUUCACCUCGUGAGCGAUAGAUAGUAACUGAAUGAACCCUAGCUGAGGAAGGAAAAAAAAAUCAAAACUUUUCUGGGGAAAAACAAACAAAGAAAUCUCUCUGUGUUUCCCUGUGGAAAGAAAGAAAGAAAAAGAUGCAGAAUCCGAGUUUGAAGCAACACCAAGAAGCUCUGAUGCAGCAAGCUUUGAUGCAACAACACUCUCUUUACCAUCCUGGUGUCUUACCCCCUCAUCAUCAGUUAGAGCCAGUUCCAAGUGGGAACCUUCCUCCUGGUUUUGAUCCCAGCACUUGCCGUAGCGUGUAUGUUGGGAACAUCCAUAUACAGGUCACUGAGCCUCUUCUUCAAGAGAUUUUUACUAGCACCGGCCCUGUUGAAAGCAGUAAACUUAUCAGAAAGGAUAAGUCAUCAUAUGGAUUUGUUCACUACUUUGACCGAAGAUCUGCUGCUUUAGCUAUACUCUCUCUCAACGGAAGACACCUGUUUGGACAGCCUAUCAAAGUCAAUUGGGCUUAUGCCACUGGUCAGAGGGAAGAUACAUCAAGUCACUUUAACAUUUUUGUUGGAGACCUCAGUCCAGAGGUUACUGACGCUGCAUUAUAUCAAAGCUUUUCUAUUUUUCCCACUUGUUCCGAUGCAAGAGUUAUGUGGGACCAAAAAACUGGGCGCUCAAGAGGCUUUGGGUUUGUUUCCUUCCGCAAUCAACAGGAUGCUCAAACUGCCAUAAAUGAGAUGAAUGGUAAGUGGUUAAGUAGCAGACAGAUCAGAUGCAACUGGGCCACAAAAGGCGCUACAUCUGGUGAUGACAAGCACAGCUCUGAUGGAAAAAGUGUUGUUGAACUUACAACUGUCUCUUCAGAGGAUGGUAAAGAGCCCUUAAAUGAGGAGGCUCCUGAGAAUAACUCUCAGUUUACCACUGUCUAUGUGGGAAACCUCGCCCCAGAGGUAACUCAGCUUGAUCUACACCGCUACUUCCAUGCUCUCGGUGCUGGAGUUAUUGAAGAGGUCCGCGUCCAACGAGACAAAGGCUUUGGUUUUGUGAGAUACAACACACAUCCGGAGGCUGCUCUAGCUAUUCAGAUGGGCAACUCUCAGCCUUACCUCUUUAACAGACAGAUUAAGUGCUCAUGGGGCAGCAAACCAACUCCACCAGGAACAGCAUCAAACCCACUUCCUCCACCUGCCCCAGCACCAGUGUCUGGUUUAUCUGCAGCUGAUCUCUUAGCCUAUGAGAGACAGCUGGCACUAAGCAAGAUGGCUAUGAUGCAUUCACAGGGUCAACACCCUCUAAGGCAGGCAGGUCAUGGAAUCAAUGGAGCUGGAGCCACUGCAGCCAUGUAUGACGGUGGCUUUCAGAAUGUAGCCGCAGCACAGCAGCAGCUCAUGUACUAUCAGUAAUAAAGCCUCAGACCCUUGGUGCCAGUAUCAGCUUUUCUUUUUAUUUUCGUCUUGUUUGUUUGUGUGUGUGUGUCUUAUCUGACUUGAGUUAUCUUUAUAAAGUUCUGUCUGCUGGUUAGCUAUGGAUUGUAUAAGACAUACAUUCAAUAAAAGGG